This is a messenger RNA of Danaus plexippus (monarch butterfly), 1642 nucleotides long. It is a transcript of the gene Nurf-38, whose product is annotated as inorganic pyrophosphatase. Gene Ontology annotation, molecular function: inorganic diphosphate phosphatase activity; magnesium ion binding. Gene Ontology annotation, biological process: phosphate-containing compound metabolic process. The coding region runs from base 13 to 1005 and encodes 330 amino acids. The record is from RefSeq and is a predicted model, not a curated record. The transcript has 4 exons. Lineage: Eukaryota; Metazoa; Arthropoda; Insecta; Lepidoptera; Nymphalidae. Gene Ontology annotation, cellular component: cytoplasm.
CAAACGUGUAAAAUGUCAGUAACACGCGUUUUAGCGGCGAGUCCCCGGUGUUUGUCAUUUGUUAAAACGCUUUGUGCGUCUGUCGGCAUAGUUCACGUUAGGAAAGUGACGACGGUUACUGAAACGAUCCGCUCCAAGAUGUUCAUCGCUGAAGAACGUGGCUCUCCUUUCGCGCCCGACUACAGGGUCUAUUUUAAGGACGAGAGCGGUCCCGUCUCUCCGCUCCACGACAUCCCGCUGUGGGCGGACCGCGGCCGGCGCGAGGCGCACAUGGUGGUGGAGGUGCCGCGCUGGAGCAACGCCAAGAUGGAGAUCAGUCUCGGGGAACCUCUCAACCCAAUCAAGCAGGACGUGAAGAAAGGUGCGCUCAGGUUCGUGGCCAACGUGUUCCCCCACCACGGGUACAUCUGGAACUACGGAGCGCUGCCUCAGACCUGGGAGAACCCGCAGCACGUGGACCCCGCCACGCAAGCCCGCGGCGACAACGACCCCAUAGACGUCAUAGAGAUCGGCGAGAGGGUCGCGGCCAGAGGUGACGUCAUCACCGUCAAGAUACUCGGAACACUCGCUCUCAUCGACGAAGGAGAGACAGACUGGAAGUUGAUAGCCAUCGACGUGAAGGACCCCGCGGCCGCCAGGAUGAACGACGUGGCCGACGUGGAGACCGUGUUCCCGGGGCUACUGAGGGCCACCGUGGAGUGGUUCAGAUUGUACAAGGUGCCGGACGGGAAGCCCGUCAACCAGUUCGCCUUCGACGGAGAGGCCAAAGAUGCCGCCUUCGCGCACCGCGUCGUGGACGAGGUGCACGAGUUUUGGAAGGCGCUGGUGGCGGGGGAGGCCGCGGACGCCAGCGACAUCUGUAAGAUGAACGUGUCGGUCGCGAACAGCGCGGCGCGCGUGGAGCGCGGGGAGGCGGCGCGAGUGUUGGCCGGAGCUCCGCCGGCAGCUCUGCCUCAGGACAUACCAGCCAGCGUUGACAAGUGGCACUACUUGUCGAGUCUCUAACCAUCGUCCUCGUCCAGGGUCAACUCUUCGUCGGUCGCUUGUGGUGCAAUCAUAUAGGAUGUAUAGGAAGGAUUCUCUCUAAUAAUGACGCCUUGUUAUAUUGUUGGGAUAAAAAAAAAUAAGGGCAAUGUUAGAUUUUUCGUGUUUUCUUAUUAAGUUAUUUAAAAAAAAAUGCAUUAUUUAACUAAAAAUUACCUUGAAAUGCCCCCAUCUUCAACAUGAAAACAUUUUUUGUUAAAAUUUAUACAAAAAGAAAGAUAACAAACCAGAAAAAAGUAAUGUAUCAGGAAGUUUUUAUCAGAUAUAGUGAGUUGUUCAAAUGUGAGAGAUUAUAGAUUGAUAAGCCUAAGUUCAAGUGUGAUGAUUCAAAUAUUAUUAUACAUGUUGUUAUUAUUUAAUGUUUUUGUUCGCCUGCUUGUUGUUGACUCGCUCCUUUAAUUACUCGCUCCAAUAUUAAUAAAAUAGUUUGGUGAAACGACGUUGAAUGCAAAUAUCAGCGGGGGGCGGGAACUGUUUAAUGUUAGGUUUGCAUUUAAAGAAUUCAAUAAAACGAUAAUAUUCUGUGUCUGUGAGGAGCAGACUCAGAGCGCUGUGCUUUAUUAAUAAUGAUUCAAUAAAUCUUUGAAAUAUUUCAUUA